Microthlaspi erraticum is the source of this 243-nucleotide messenger RNA. The record is from the annotation of a GenBank genome assembly. Lineage: Eukaryota; Viridiplantae; Streptophyta; Magnoliopsida; Brassicales; Brassicaceae.
AUGAAUACUGAUGGAAACCAUUUGCUUCCCCUCACCAAUGCAAUCAAAUCUCUUCCUCAAAUUCGUAUCUUUCUUCCUUCUCAUCAGUCUCGUUUCACGCCGGAGACACUUCCCUCUUCAGGCACAGGCUCAAACGCGCUUUCGUCUCCGCCGAAAGAUCCGAUUUUGCUCGAAUUCGCGUUUGAGCUUGUCACCAAUGUCUCUCUGAUCCCGCGUUCGAUCCUCGCCUUCUCUCUCGUAUGA